Messenger RNA from Tachysurus vachellii, 2854 nucleotides. It is a transcript of the gene nox5, whose product is annotated as NADPH oxidase, EF-hand calcium binding domain 5. The transcript is spliced from 17 exons. Gene Ontology annotation, cellular component: plasma membrane; NADPH oxidase complex. Bases 108 to 2456 code for a protein of 782 amino acids. The record is from RefSeq and is a predicted model, not a curated record. Lineage: Eukaryota; Metazoa; Chordata; Actinopteri; Siluriformes; Bagridae. Gene Ontology annotation, biological process: defense response; superoxide anion generation. Gene Ontology annotation, molecular function: superoxide-generating NAD(P)H oxidase activity; calcium ion binding.
CCACAGAAAUCAAAUCAGUAUAAAAAUGACUUAAUGAACAAUACCAAGUUUUGUGUCACAUUUUUUUGUCUUCAUUUCUAUCACUAUUUCAAAUUCUAACUAUAUAAAUGAAUCCUAUGGCAUUGUGCUUUACCAUUUUGCCUUUACAUCCUAAGGAAAAUACUGUUCGCUUUACAGGAAUGAGUGUGGAUGAGGACACUCGUUGGCUCGAAUGGGUCACCAAACAAUUUGAGACGAUUGCAGGAGAAGACAAGGAAAUUGACUUGGACGAGUUUAAAACAGCUCUCAAAGUGAAAGAGUCCUUUUUUGCAGAGAGGUUUUUUGCACUAUUUGACUCAGAUGGCAGCGGAUCUAUUAGCCUCGAUGAGCUGCUGAAGGCUCUGGACCUCCUCAUUCAUGGCAACGAGACAGACAAGCUGCGAUUUCUCUUUCAGGUCUACGAUGUGGACGGAAGCGGUUCUAUAGACCCUGAUGAGUUGCGAACAGUGCUAAAAUCCUGUCUGAGGGAAAGUGCCAUCUCUCUGCCAGAGGAGAAACUAGAUGAUCUGACACUGGCUCUAUUUGAGUCAGCUGAUAAAGAUAACAGUGGCUCCAUUACAUUUGAGGAGCUGAAGGCAGAGCUUGAGAACUUCCCUGAGGUCAUGGAGAACCUCACCAUCAGUGCUGCUAACUGGUUAAAACCUCCUGAUGUGGACCAAAGGAAGAGGAAGACGCAUCGCUAUUUGACACGAGCGUACUGGCAUAACAACAGCCGAAAGCUGUUUUUCCUCUGCCUGUACACCUUCAUCAACCUUCUCCUCUUCAUCAUAGCUAUGCUGCAGCAUGCUGCUGGUGGACCCUGCUUCAUGUUGGCGAAAGGCUGUGGAAUAUGCCUUAACCUCAACUGCACUUUUAUUAUGGUGCUGAUGCUACGACGUUGUCUCACAUGGCUGCGUGCCACCUGGGUUGCGAAGGUCUUUCCAUUGGACCAGAACAUUCUUCUGCAUCAGAUAGUGGGUUAUGCCAUCUUCAUCUUCACUCUGGUGCACACAAUGGCACAUGUCAUGAAUUUUGUUUUGCUAUCACGAGCUGAAAGAGGAUAUAGGAUGUGGGAAUACCUUUUCACCACACGUCCCGGUAUCGGAUGGGUUCAGGGUACUGCCUCUAUCACUGGGGUUGUGUUGCAGGUCCUCAUCUGUCUCAUGGUGGUUUGUUCCAGCACAUUUGUCAGACGCAGUGGUCAUUUUGAGAUCUUCUACUGGUCUCAUCUGUCUUAUAUCUGGGUCUGGGCACUGCUCAUAGUCCACUGUGCUAAUUUCUGGAAGUGGUUUGUGGCACCUGGUGUGAUCUUCCUUGUGGAGAAGUUAGUUGGCAUGGCAGUGUCUCGCAUGGCAGCUCUGUAUGUUGUUGAGGUCAACUUGCUGCCAUCUAAGGUAACACAUCUGGUGAUUAAGCGGCCACCGUUCUUCCAUUUUAAACCUGGUGACUAUGUCUACAUCAACAUCCCAGUCAUAGCCAAGUAUGAGUGGCACCCGUUCACCAUCAGCAGUGCACCAGAGCAACAAGAUAACAUAUGGCUCCACGUGCGCUCAAUGGGCCAGUGGACUAAUCGUCUGUUUGAGUAUUUUCGACAUCCUGAGGGCCAAGCCAUCAGCAACAAGAGACUAACAGCCAGCCUGAGGAACCGAAGACACCAUGCAAGAACCCAGGAGGAGCUGUUUAAAUCUGUGGGCUGUGGUGGAACUGUAGCAUCUAAUGAGGAUAAUGCCAUUGAGCUAACUCUGUAUCGCAAGAACGGAGUAAGGCCCAGUUCACAGAGACCAAACCCAGACUUCGGAGUGCAAGUAGAAUUAGGAGACGGGCCUUCAGGUGCUAGAGAGAUCUCUGCAAAACUGAGCGAGAAUCAUCGAUACUGUAACAUCAAGUGUUAUGUAGAUGGGCCCUAUGGCACACCGACCAGGCAGAUCUUUGCCUCAGAGCAUGCUGUGCUAAUUGGGGCUGGCAUUGGCAUCACACCCUUCGCCUCCAUCUUACAAAGCAUCAUGUACCGUUAUCGAAUGAGGAAGCAGAACUGCCCGAACUGCAACUACUCCUGGUGUGAGACUAUCAAAGAUAAUGAGAUGAAGCUGAGGAAGGUGGAUUUCAUUUGGAUAAACCGAGACCAAAAGUCCUUUGAGUGGUUUGUCAGCUUGUUGACCAAACUGGAGAUGGACCAGGCUGAUGAAGAACCUGAGGACAUCAAUCCAAGCAACAGAUUGUAUGAUGAUAUGGCAAAGAAAGAGAAGAGAGACUCCAUCACUGGCCUGCGGACACGCACACAACCAGGCAGACCCGAGUGGGGCAAGGUGUUCCAGAAGCUGUCUGAGGAACAGAAAGGCAAGGUCCAUGUUUUCUACUGUGGCUCCUUGGCUCUUGCCAAAGUUAUCAAGGCUCAGUGCGAAAAAUUUGGAUUUCAUUUCUACAAAGAAAACUUCUGAGAUACUUGUUCAUGUUUCUUGGGUAUUCCCUUCUACAGUUAUAAGAUAUAAGCUACAGUUUUUUUAACAUAUAGCCAUAGGAUAUUAGUCUGGGUGGGUUUUUGUUUUUUGUUUUUUUAUCUGUGUCACGUUUCUUAUUUUGUACUGUAAGAUUGUCUUCUCUUCAUGAAUGCACUUGCUUUUGCACUUUCAAACUCACAUCGAAUACAACACCAAAUUCUACUGACGAUAGCAAGAUUCACAUUUUACAAUGUAUACCACUCUUUUUCAAGUUGCAAUUUGCUGCUUCUCAGAGUUAGUAAUAUUCAUUUAAAAAGUAAUAGAUCAAGUAGAUAUCGUAGCUGUACCAGGAUUAUGGAUUAGUCCUUAAAUUGUAAUUAUGUCCAGUGUGAUUAGAC